Molecule: messenger RNA, 3729 nt
Organism: Cynocephalus volans (Philippine flying lemur)
Lineage: Eukaryota; Metazoa; Chordata; Mammalia; Dermoptera; Cynocephalidae
Gene: RNF141
Product: ring finger protein 141
Exons: 6
Coding region: 137-829 (230 amino acids)
Biological process (GO): protein autoubiquitination
Molecular function (GO): ubiquitin-protein transferase activity
Source: RefSeq, a predicted model, not a curated record
CGGGCGCCCCAGCCGCCGCCUGGGAGAACGAGCGGCGGGCCGAGGCGGUGCCGCUGCUUCCGGGAGUGCGAUGCCUUGAUCCUGGAAACUAUGUGAAGCAACACUCUUUCUGGAUUUUGAAAGACAUCAUUUCAUCAUGGGACAGCAAAUUUCGGAUCAGACGCAGUUGGUUAUUAACAAGUUACCAGAAAAAGUAGCAAAACAUGUCACAUUGGUUCGAGAAAGUGGCUUCUUAACUUAUGAAGAAUUUCUUGGAAGAGUAGCUGAACUUAAUGAUGUAACUGCUAAAGUGGCUUCUGGCCAGGAAAAACAUCUUCUUUUUGAGGUACAACCUGGGUCUGAUUCCUCUGCCUUUUGGAAAGUGAUUGUACGGGUGGUCUGUACCAAGAUUGACAAAAGUAGUGGCAUUGUGGAAGCAUCACGAAUCAUGAAUUUGUAUCAGUUUAUUCAACUGUAUAAAGACAUCACAAGUCAAGCAGCAGGAAUAUUGGCACAGAGCUCUACCUCUGAAGAAACUGAUGAAAACUCAUCCUCUGGAACAUCUUGUCAAGCUAGUCUUUGGAUGGGAAGGGUGAAGCAGCUGACCAAUGAGGAAGAAUGUUGUAUCUGUAUGGAUGGGCGAGCUGACCUCAUCCUGCCUUGUGCUCACAGCUUUUGUCAGAAGUGCAUUGAUAAAUGGAGUGAUCAACACAGGAAUUGCCCUAUUUGUCGCCUACAGAUGACUGGAGCAAAUGAAUCUUGGGUGGUAUCAGAUGCACCCACUGAAGAUGAUAUGGCUAACUAUAUUCUUAACAUGGCUGAUGAAGCAGGCCAGCCCCAUAGGCCAUGACUUUGGGGUGAAGGUUUUCUGUGGCUAUUAGGGGCUACAAAUACUUUGGUCAUAGGGGAAGAAUGAAGGGGUAUGGUGGCACAGACACAGAAAAAUCAAUUUUCCCCAUCCUCUUAUUUUUGCUUUUCUGACAACUUACCCAUUUUGAAAAUAAACGUUCCAUGUCUUCCGUUUAUGAUAUACUAAAAUUUGCUACUGUUUUAGAUCACGUUUUCCUAUUACUUAUCUGUUCUAAUGUGUAUUAGAACUAAUUGCUCUUGAAUCCUUUGCUAAGGUAAUGGCAGCAUUUCCAGAGACUUGUGAAACACUAUUCUUUUGCAGGGCAGGAGAAUUCUGGAAUUUUUUUAGUUAGGUUUAAAAUAAACCUUGAAUGUUAAAAAGUUAUAGCCAUCUGAGAGAGAAAAUUUUAAGUGACUAAAAAUGUAGAAUACAUCAAAGUGCAUGUUACUACUUAAAACUAGUCUUUCUACUGGAACCUAAGGAGUAUGUAUGCCCCCUUGUGAUUAAUUAUUGCUCCUUUAAUAAUUUUUACUUGAAGUGAUCCAUAAUUAUUUCAUCACUUUAGCAAAGUGUUUUACAACUACAUGUUUUUUACUUUAAAGUUUUGUUGGUUUUUUUUUCUUUUUUUUGGCCAAGCUGUAUAAUUUGGGUGAGGCCUAUAAAGUUGGGUGUGACUUUGCCUUGCAAGUGGAUUUCUACCAGGGAAUAUUCUUGGCUGUUCUGGAAAACACAAACAUCCAUAUGGAUAACUGUUCUAAAUGGCUUUUGAUAAUGCUUACACAUCUUGGUGUUUCAGAAGGAAAUUUUUCUACAUCACAAAUACUAAAUUUUAUAUUUCCAAAUUAUGAUAAGUCGUUCAGUAUUGGUUUAUGAUGUUUAAUUUCUUUACUUGAAGGCAUCUUUCAGAGGUUUCAAAGUCCUCAAAUUUCUUAGAUUCUAAGAGAGAACAAAAUAGGGAGAGGUUUUUCACCCUAUGUACAUAAAUAACCUCUGAAAAUUACAAGAUAACUUGGUUUUCUUACUAUUUCAUUGUACUUCCUUUGAAAUACCCUCAAAGAAAAUAGUAAUAAUGAAAUUAUGAUCUUCAGUAGCACCUCAACCAUUUUUUAAAAUUUUGCUUAUGAAGUAAAAUUUUUAACAUUAACAUUUCAGCAAUGUAAUAAAACUAGGGCCUGAAGUCUCCUUUAAAAAGUAUGUUUACAUUCCAUGUAACUUUUCUGACCUAUUAUUGGUAAAUUAGUAUACAAUUUAAGUUGCCACUUAUUAAUGACAGAAUUUUUGGAUAUUAGGGUUUUAAUAGGCAUGCAAAUAUAAUAAAAUCCAUAUGAAGGAAAAAUAUCUGAUGGAAGACAGCUUUAUUUUUCCCCCCAAAAAACCGAAGAUCAACAUUCAUGAUGGGGAUAACAAAGUAACAAAUAGCUAAAAUACUCACUACAGAUGUUUGCACAAGCAGAGUACUGGGGCUCUGUCAUAUCAACCUGGCAAUGUACUUGAUGGUUGUGAGACUUUAUCUGUGGUUUUCACACUGUUUCAAAAGUGGAACCUUUUUUUUUCCAAGUAAAAUCUUACACAGAACCUUUACACACAUGUGUGCAUGCACACACACACUGCCCCACCAUAUAAGUCAUAUUUUAUUAAUAUGUAUUUCCUUAUAUAAACUUUAUUAUAUACUAUAAUUAAAUAUUGUCAACCAGUAAAAAUAUAUAUUAAUGCAUUGGUGAUAUCCAAUAUAUUAGAAUUUGGCAAGUAACAAAUUUGUAUGAUGGGAGUUGUUUUUUUAAUUUUUUCAAAAAAAAUUUUUUUUAAUUAAAUUCAAGUCAAACUUGCAGGACCCUGAAUCUCUUCCAUAGACUCUUAGUAUUCCAUUGAACAUUUUUUGAAAACCUUAGGAUAGAUGAUCCUCUGAGAUCUUUUCCACCUCUAAUAUUUUAAGUUGUCCUUUUGGAUUAGACUUGAUGAGUUUAAUUCAAAUUGCCUAAUUUGAAAACGUUUUGAAAAUGAACAGAGUUGCUUUACAGAUUUUUGGAUCUUUCCAGGUAGAGCCAAUGAUUUUACCCCCCAGAAUCCUUCACCUUUCAAGGAAUUAUUUAACAGUGAGCCCAGUGACUUGAUAUUGCCCAAACCUUUUUAUUUUUACAGAAUAAGCUCCAAGACACUAACUGAUCUACUGUGAAAUAUAAAAUGUUUUUAUUAGCCUUAUCAAAUAAAUGAGCACAGUUCUUUGCCCACUGCAUUAAACUGGAUGAUAAUUCUUUAGAUGUAAAUAUUAGGUAAGUUCUACUGUAAUAACUAAUUGUAAAACUUGUAAAUUUGUUUAAUGGAUGCAAUGUACACUUAUUGUAUUCUGUACAGCUUUGUCUUUUUUGAAUAUGAAGUACUUAAAUGCACUAUGAUAGAAAAUAUGUGUGCCUUCUAGGAUUGUGAAAUGGUUUCAUGAAUUUUAAAGGAAUUUUUUUUAUAAGUUAUAAAGUUUUCCCAAUCCUAACUCAAUAACCAAGAGUUUACUCGUAAUGCUGUAGAACUUUAGUUUGAGAAAAUGAAUUUGACUGUGUACUGAAUUUAAAGGUUGAGAGUAAUAGUAUCUGCUUUAUUCUUAGGACAAACUGAUAAAUUGUGCAAUAAAUAAUCUUUAGCAAGUAAAUUUUAGCUAAUGAGUUUUUUUCUUAUCAUGUAAUUUCACAUUCUUAUACACUAAAUAUUUAUAUUCUUUAUAGAAGUAUUUUAUAUUGUGCUCUAGGGGUUGUGAUGUUUGUGCACUAUGUUUUAAAAUUUAUUUCAAAUUGGACUCAACUUUCUUACAUCCAAUAUAUGUCUGUGUAAUAUGUCUGCUUGAAAAUAUCUUUUGGUUCAGUGAUUUUUAACAUUAGGAAGUUGGAUUCAUUAAAAAGCAGUCGGAAGAA